CCCACCAUUUUCCUCAGGCCGGGUUGGGUUGGGCUUAAGAAAAUAAUCUGUGACAUUGCCUGUUUUUAAUGCUAUUUUUAUUUUAUAUAAAGCUAUGGCGUGAUAAUCACAAUAUGUAAUAUUUUAAUAUGUAUUAAAAGUAACUUUUUAAAAAGUUGCACAAGUAUGCAGUGCACACUCCACUUGUCUGUAUUACACACUUGACUUGCAGCGCUGUACAAUGCAGUGCAUAGCCUUCUUACUGUUUUUUGUGGUGUUUUUGCACAUAUAGACUAUAAUCUCAAUAUAUAAAAUUGGUUUGUUUACAAAUUAUUUUCUAUUUUUAAACCAUGUUGAAUUAUAUUAGAUUAGAGGAAAGUCAUUUAGGCAUCAUUUUUGUAGCCUAAUUUACCUAGGUUUUGGUCUGUAGAUAAUUGUUUGCAUUGUUCAUGUUUUAAUCUUGCUGAGAUCUGUUCUUAAUAAACAUUUUUUUUAUAAUAAUAGGUCUAUGCUUCUUCAGUGUUGCAAUGUUAAUUAAUAUCAUUCUGAACAGAUUUCGAUCAUUUAAACAGCCUGAAAUUUUUAAAAAAAAAAAGCUAAGUUUUAACGCUCUACAAUUCGAUUUUAAUUCGGGCUUGGGCUCAAAAUGGCAGUGUACGGGGCGGGGCGGACUCCGGCUGAACAUGCACGGCUGUGGAUGAGGUUACAACUUCAGAGAACCCACAGCAUGUCGAGUGGUGUGAACAGGAAGGCGGUUCUCCGCACCACCAAAGUUAGAACAGCACUGAAGAAGGAUGGCAGCUGGAUCCGCCGGAGUACUGACCAAGAAGACCCCCCUCCACCACUUAAGCCUGUAGUUUUGGCUAAGCCUCUUUCACCCACAGUGAAGUCCAGCACCACGUCCACCCCAGAGACACUACAAAUCCCUGCCCCUCAGACUUCCUCCCCUUUAAGCCCCGCCCCACAGACCACUUCGACUUUAAGCCCCGCCUCACAGACUACUUCCCCUUCAAGCCCCACCCCACAGACCACUUCCCCAUCAAACGCUGCCCCUCAGAUAAUUUCCCCCUCAAACUCCUCCCCUCAGAUGACUUCCCCUCCAAACGCCACCCCUCAGACAAGUCCCACCUCUGGUGCCAGCCCCAAUCCUCCUACAGAAGCAAAAGGCAGGGUGGGUGGCUCAUACGUGCUUUCUGCAAUGAGGAAGUUUGAAUCUGACCCCAAUACCACUGCUGCACCUGCAGAGCCAAAGAAAGCACCUGUAAAAAAAGCUAUUGUAGAAUCACCUGUGCCACAGACACCUGCAGCAGAGACACCUGUGGCAAAGGCACCUGCAGCAGAAACCCCUGUGGCAAAGCCACCUGCAGCAGAAACCCCUGUGGCAAAGCCACCUGCAGCAGAAACUUCUGCAGCAAAGCCACCUGCAGCUGAAACCCCUGUGGUAAUAGCACCUGCAGCAGAGACACCUGUGGCAAAGGCACCUCCAGCGGAAACCCCUGUGGUAAAAGCACCUGCAGCGGAAACCCCUGUGGUAAAAGCACCUGCAGUAGAAACACCUGUGGCAAAGGCACCUGCAGUGGAAACACCUGUGGUAAAAGCACCUGCAGCAGAAACCCCUGUGGUAAAAGCACCUGCAGCAGAGACACCUGUGGUAAAAGCACCUGCAGCAGAGACACCUGUGGCAAAGGCACCUGCAGUGGAAACCCCUUUGGUAAAAGCACCUGCAGCAGAGACACCUGUGGCAAAGGCAACUCCAGCGGAAACCCCUGUGGUAAAAGCACCUGCAGUAGAGACACCUGCACCAAAGGCACCUGCAGCAGAGACACCUGUGGCAAAGGCACCUGCAGCAGAAACACCUGUGGCAAAGGCACCUGCAGCAGAGACACCUGUGGCAAAGGCACCUGCAGCGGAGACCCCUGUGGUAAAGGCACCUACAGCAGAAACCCCUGUGGUAAAAGCACCUGCAGUAGAAACCCUAGUGGUAAAAGCACCUGCACCAGAGACACCUGUGGCAAAGGCACCUGCAGCAGAGACACCUGUGGCAAAGGCACCUGCAGCGGAGACCCCUGUGGUAAAGGCACCUACAGCAGAAACCCCUGUGGUAAAAGCACCUGCAGUAGAAACCCUAGUGGUAAAGGCACCUACAGCAGAAACCCCUGUGGUAAAAGCACCUGCAGUAGAAACCCUAGUGGUAAAAGCACCUGCACCAGAGACACCUGUGGCAAAGGCACCUGCAGCAGAGACACCUGUGGCAAAGGCACCUGCAGCGGAGACCCCUGUGGUAAAGGCACCUACAGCAGAAACCCCUGUGGUAAAAGCACCUGCAGUAGAAACCCUAGUGGUAAAAGCACCUGCACCAGAGACACCUGUGGUAAAAGCACCUGCAGCGGAGACCCCUGUGGUAAAAGCACCUGCAGCAAAACCCCCUGUGGUAAAAGCACCUGCAGCAGAGACACCUGUGGCAAAGGCACCUGCAGCAGAGACCUCUGUGGCAAAGGUACCUGCAGUAGAAACACCUGUGGCAAAGGCACCUGCAGCAGAAACCUCUGUGGCAAAGGCACCUCCAACAGAAACCCCUGUGGCAAAGGCACCUCCAACAGAAACCCCUGUGGCAAAGGCACCAGUAGCAGAAACCCCUGUGGCAAAGGCACCUACAGCAGAAACCCCUGUGGCAAAGGCACCAGUAGCAGAAACCCCUGUGGCAAAGGCACCAGUAGCAGAACCCCCUGUGGCAAAGGCACCAGUAGCAGAAACCCCUGUGGCAAAGGCACCUGCAGCAGAAACACCUGUAACAAAGGCACCUGCAGCAGAGGCACCUGUGGCAAAGGCACCAGCAGCAGAAACACCUGUGGCAAAGGUGCCUGCAGCAGAAACCCCUGUGGCAAAGGUACCGGAAGUAAAAACACCUGCAGUAGGAACACCUUUGGUAAAGGCACCUGAAAUAAAAACACCCACUGCUGAACCCCCUGUGGCAAAGGCACCUGCAACAGAAACUCCUGUGGCAAAGGCACCUGAAGUGAAAACACCUUUAGUUGAAACACCUGUGGCAAAGAAACUAGUAGUGGAAACACCAGUGAUAAAAGCACCUGUUGCACAAACACCUCUUGCAAAGGUACCUGAAGUGAAAAUCACUCCACCAGAAAUACCUGCUGUGAAAGAACCUAAAGUAGAUCCUCCUGUUUCAAAGACGUCUAUAACAGAACUAUCUAAGGAGAAAGUACCUGUAGCAGGAAUAACUGUGGCAAAGUCGCCUGAUGUUCAACCACCUGCCACAGAAGUACCUGCAGCAAAGCCAUCUAUAGUAGAAACCCCUGUGGCAAAGGCACCUGAAGUUAAAGCCCCUGUUAUAGAAACACCAGCCAAGACACCUGAAGUAAAACAACCUGAAGUAACACCUGUUGUUGAAAAGGGUAAACCUGUAGUUGUAGCAUUUUCACAGCCUGACACAAAACCUGCUGCUGCUGUGGAAAGUCCAGCAGAGGGCUCCAGCAAAACACAAACCUUUGCUGAGCUGUGCUCAUUCUGUAACAAGCCUGUGGAUGGAAAUGUGAAAAUCUCUUUGAACAUUCCUCCGAUCUGCUGCCACCCAGAAUGCUUUAAGUGUGGUACGUGCGGUAAGCCGCUGGGUGACCUGCUCUUCUCCAUGUUCCACCAUGAGGGGAAGAUUUACUGCAAUGCCUGUUUCGAAGCCGUCAUGCACUUCUGAUAAUUCGCUCCACAACAACCGAUGCAUCACACCCAGCAGCCCAUGGCCACCUCGGAACUAUCAUGGCAAACUCACAAGCCACUUAAACCAAACCUAUUAACAAGCACAUUCAAACUGGCCAAUCAGCAUUGAGCACUAUGCAUUGAGUCUUGUCUUUUUUAUUCUAACAAUAAUAAUAUAAUCUGUAAAUGACAUUAAACAUGUUUUAUCUUCUGUGUGUAACCUGAUUAACAUUGUCCUAAAGAGCGACAAUAAAAUGUCCACUGAACUGCA
Astyanax mexicanus (Mexican tetra) is the source of this 3958-nucleotide messenger RNA. RefSeq names its product calphotin. The record is from RefSeq and is a predicted model, not a curated record. Bases 626 to 3685 code for a protein of 1019 amino acids. Lineage: Eukaryota; Metazoa; Chordata; Actinopteri; Characiformes; Acestrorhamphidae. The transcript has 7 exons.